Molecule: messenger RNA, 879 nt
Organism: Clonostachys rhizophaga
Lineage: Eukaryota; Fungi; Ascomycota; Sordariomycetes; Hypocreales; Bionectriaceae
Source: the annotation of a GenBank genome assembly
AUGUCCGCACAAGCCUGGAAAAGACUGAUCCGGUUUGCGGAUGACAAUGGAGAGGAGAUGUUUGGGGAGCCUUGUAUACAGUCGGAUCAUGAGCUCGAGCAGCUGCUGGCUAAUGGCACUCUUCAUGCGAUUGAAUACAAAGGUGUAGGCCCUUUUAGCCUUACGACGCGCGGAGAGAAAGUUCAUGUCAAGGCUCUGCGAAACAUUUUGCAUCCAUCUGAUGUCCCGAUUAUUCGAUGCAUCGGACUCAAUUAUAUCAAGCAUAUCGAGGAGGGAGGGCGCACGCCACCGCCAUAUCCUUCUCUAUUCAUCAAGCCAUCAACAUGUAUUGCAGGCUUCGAGGACAAUAUACCUAUUCCAAAAGUUGCGCAGGAUGGCACGAUAGAUUACGAAGGCGAGCUGGCCAUUAUCAUCGGCAAGACCGGGAAGAACAUUUCCAAGAGUUCCGCGCUAGAAUUCGUUGCCGGGUUUUGCGUAUCUAACGAUGUGUCAUGCCGUGGGUGGCAGCGUGAUCCCAAAAAAGCCGGCGGUGUACCUCAAUGGUGCUUCAGUAAGGGCUUCGAUCGAUUUGCACCUUUAGGCCCAAUGAUGGUGUCUCCAAAUAUCCUUGGCAACGCCUCUGAUCUUCAUCUUCGAACGCUAGUCAAUAAUGUAGAACGCCAGAGUUCUAGCACAGGUGACUUACUCUUCGGGGUAGAAGAGAUUAUAAGUUUUCUAAGUCAAGGAACAACCCUCGAAACUGGUACAGUUAUUUUGACAGGAACGCCAUCAGGGGUAGCUAUGGGAAUGAAGGAGCCAAGAUAUCUGGGUGAUGGAGAUAUCGUAGACGUUAGAAUUACUGGGCUUGGUUGCGUCAGGAACACAAUGGUAUUUGAAUAA